Messenger RNA from Mytilus trossulus (common blue mussel), 1524 nucleotides. RefSeq lists its product as uncharacterized. The transcript is spliced from 5 exons. Bases 109 to 1299 code for a protein of 396 amino acids. The record is from RefSeq and is a predicted model, not a curated record. Lineage: Eukaryota; Metazoa; Mollusca; Bivalvia; Mytilida; Mytilidae.
CCUCAUUGGCAUUGGCAAUGAUUAAAUGACAGGGAACCAGUCCUCUGAAACCUCAUACGCACUCCAUGCCGAGCAGACACGCCAAAUACAUAAAUACAUACAUGCAAGAUGGAUAAAAGAAAAGCGUCAUCAUCAGAAGAGUCUCAGUACGGCAGCAAACUGUCAUCCCCAGAAAGCAAACGACUAAAAUCAUCUGACUUCAGAACAGAAGAAUUAAUGGAUAUUGGUCUAUUUUUUGCAGAUAAUCCGAUUACUGUGUUGGAGUUAAAAGAAAAGCUUAAACUUGCACUGGUAAUAUUUCCACAAAAUGACAGAAAAAGUCGUAGGAAUCUUAGAAGUAAAACUGGAGAAAUACCGACGUGUAUAGAGUCACUUUGCAAGUUUACAAAAGAGCAUGUAACUUUUUCCCUGGAGGAUGUUGAUUGGAAUAAGAAAGUAACAUUAGCCCCAAAAUUUCAAAAUGAACUUAAAGUAUUUGAAAGAGAAGCGAUCAAAGACCUCCAGGAGGCAAAAAAACAUUUAAUGGAAUUUUCCGAAGAAAUUCUGAAUGGUGAGACUGAUGAGUCUGGUCUGAUGGCUGACAAACUUGGUAAAAGAAUGUUUUUGGAUUGGUCUAAGAAUACAUCGAGAUUUCUUGCUGAGAUAAAGAAAGUCCUAGAAAAGUUAGGUUUACCAUUGGAAGUACCACCUGAACCAAUUAGAGAUAAAAUUGACGAAGUUAUUUUAAGGGAAAGUGUUUUCACCAGUUUGUUCAUGAAGUUUACAGAAAUCUUUUUCCUACAGCCAGACAUUGGAGAUAACCGAAAGAUUUCUAUAAAGAUAAGGAAUAAGUCUGUUGGAUGUAUUCCUGAUGUAAGAUUUUAUCAACAUAUACAUAAAUCCGAAGAAGGAAGAUCCUGUUUGUUGUUAAUGCUGGCUGAGGUGAAAAAAGAUGCAUUAAAGAUGCAAGAUGAUAAUGAUGACGCCAAAACCCCUUGGAUAGAAAAACAUUUAAAAAAGCAGGUACUUGGACAGAUUGGAUCACAGCUUUUAUCAGAAUGUUGGCACUCUGUGUUUGUUCCUAAGAGUCUAGGUAUUGUUUGCAUGGGGACAGAGAUAAUUUUUCUGUACAUGGACACAGAGUUCAACCAUUAUGAGGCAUUGAUGGCAAACAACAUAACAGACAGUCAUAGGUCAACAAUAUACUACACAAAAUCGUUUGAUAUAAUGAAAAUGGAGUCUAGAAAUGAGUUAGUUGAUUUUUUAUUCUGGUUGGGGUGUUUACAGAUACAAGAUUUUAAUGAAUACUUUUGUGUUUAAGAUCUUAAGGUUAUGAUAGAAAUAUCAUGGUUCUGGUACAGUGAUAUUGUUUGCCUUAAAUUAGUGCAGAAUAAAGGCUUUUUCCCCCAGAGAAGAAUCCCAAUUUGAAAAAAAAAAUGGCGUAAAAUUAUUCCCAAAAAGACAACUUCUUUCCCAAACGGUGCAGUUUCAGUAGUAAUUGUGCACGAAUAUAAACUGAAAGACACUCAUUUAUACAUUUUUCAU